Molecule: messenger RNA, 984 nt
Organism: Aspergillus nomiae NRRL 13137
Lineage: Eukaryota; Fungi; Ascomycota; Eurotiomycetes; Eurotiales; Aspergillaceae
Exons: 3
Molecular function (GO): arylformamidase activity
Source: RefSeq, a predicted model, not a curated record
AUUUCUGUUUUGGUUGACUUGGGUGCAAUGACGCCUGCUUUUGAAGAUCUCCCAUUGGACCCGGAAGGGCCACCAGGAAAUGCUUGGGGCAGAUUCGGAGAUCAGGAUGAACUGGGCACACUGAACCUGAUCACGCCCGACACAAUUGUCCGCGCAGCAAAGGAGAUCCAGACUGGCGUGCGCAUAUCGCUCGACUGGCUUCUAAGUAUGCCAUCACAUCCGAGUUUCGGUAGAAAGGGCUUUCACCAGGAGAUUGUGCAUAGGAGCCCGAAUUGUAUCAACGACGACAUCUUGACUUUCAAUACACAGAGCUCUAGUCAGUGGGAUGGCUUUAGGCACUACGCUCACCAGAAGUCUCGUCGAUUUUAUAACAAUGUAACUCAAGCAGACAUAGAGUCUUCUGAUAUAAUCGGUCUGCACACUGUCGCGGAGGCAGGAGGAAUAACUGGACGCGGCGUGCUCCUUGACUACGCUCAGUGGGCGGCUAGCAAGAAUCUCCAGAUCCAGUCUUUAUCAUCGACCCCAAUCACGGUCGAAAGUCUCGAGGCCAUGGUUAAAGAUUUCCAAAUCCAGAUUCACCCAGGGGAUAUCUUACUCAUUCGCAGUGGAUUCACCGCCGCGUAUAAUGAACUGAAUGAGCAGGAAAGAAUAAACCUGGCACAGCGACCGUCUCCGGAUUUUAUUGGAGUGGAAGCAACCGAGAAAACACUACGAUGGCUCUGGAAGCACCAGUUUGGGGCAGUGGCGGGGGAUGCGCCCAGCUUCGAGCGGGCACCGAUUCGCGGUCCUCAUGCUGAUCCUCGGUACAACCUGCACGAAUGGGUGCUUGCCGGCUGGGGCUGUCCUAUUGGAGAAUUAUUUGACCUCGAACGGCUCUCCCAGCACUGUAGGGCAACCGGGAGAUAUACCUUUUUCCUCUCGAGUGUGCCACUGAAGGUACCCGGUGGCGUGGCCAGCCCUCCGAAUGCAAUUGCUGUAUUCUAA